Molecule: messenger RNA, 2411 nt
Organism: Rhinopithecus roxellana (golden snub-nosed monkey)
Lineage: Eukaryota; Metazoa; Chordata; Mammalia; Primates; Cercopithecidae
Gene: B3GAT3
Product: beta-1,3-glucuronyltransferase 3
Exons: 6
Coding region: 1027-2013 (328 amino acids)
Biological process (GO): carbohydrate metabolic process; chondroitin sulfate proteoglycan biosynthetic process
Cellular component (GO): Golgi membrane
Molecular function (GO): galactosylgalactosylxylosylprotein 3-beta-glucuronosyltransferase activity
Source: RefSeq, a predicted model, not a curated record
GUGCUUGUGAGGAGGAAGGGGAUGCAUUCCUGGAAUUCCCCAGCUCAGGAACUAUUUCCAAUCAAUUUCCUGGUAGUUAAAACACUUCCUUGGCACCCUUGUUGUCAUUUGUUGAAGAAAUGUGGGCCAGAGGAAACACUAGAGAUGCUGGAAUCGGGUGUCUAGAAAGGACACAAAACUGCCUUGUGGCAAUGACAUAAUUUUUGUCAACUUUAGUUUCUUAUCUAUCUCAAAGUAUUAUAGUGAGAAUUCCAGGAGAGACACUCAGAGGAUCAUGUGGUGGGCCUUAGAUUUCAUUCAUUUGUGUAAUGAGUGUUGAGCAACUGCAGUUGGGUGGCGUGACUGAUGGUUGGAUGAAUAAGGUGAAGAUCUGGACGCCAGGACUGGCUUUCUCAUGCAAUUCCGUGAUCGGGGGCGGGUCGCGAGAUAGGUGCCACGUGCAGCUACCCAAGAUUCUGCACCUACCCGGGAUUUGACUGCCGUCCACGCGAGUUUGGCACGCCGGAUGUGACGUCACCGCCCCGUGGUUCCCGGAGCCUGGCGGUGGGACCGGAAAUCAAGUCUACAAGGGGGCACAGAUGACCGGAAGCGUGCCCGGGCGGCGCUGCCAGCCCCGGCUAGGAGCUGGUAGGGGAGUGCGAGGAAGGCGGGACGCAAGGCGGAGCCGGUGCAGGGGCGGGGCCUGCGGGCAGGCGCCGGGGGUUGGGGCGGGAACCCCUCGUCCCCUCUAGACCCCGCCUGCUUGGGCGCGGGCGGCGGCGCGGCCAUGAAGCUGAAGCUGAAGAACGUGUUUCUCGCCUACUUCCUGGUGUCGAUCGCCGGCCUUCUCUACGCGCUGGUACAGCUCGUGUCUGCUUCCUCCGCUAAACUGAAAGCUCGAUGAGGGCAGGGACUGUGUCUGUCUUGUUCCCUGCUGUAUCCUCAGCACCUAAGGCAGUGCCUCCUAGGAAGAGUAUUCAAUAAAUAUUUAUCCUACAAUGGAAUCAAUGAAUUUAACAAUGAGUCUUUGGUCACCCAGCCAAGGGAAUGGAUCGAACCCUGCCCCUUAUGCAAAGAUUUAGGGACAGUGCCACUGCGUUAUCCUCAGGCCAGCCAUGUGACUGCCUUCCUCCCCUGCGGGCAGCAGCCGAGCAGCUACGGCAGAAGGAUCUGAGGAUUUCCCAGCUGCAAGCGGAACUCCGACGGCCACCCCCUGCCCCUGCCCAGCCCCCUGAACCCGAGGCCCUGCCUACUAUCUAUGUUGUUACCCCCACCUAUGCCAGGCUGGUACAGAAGGCAGAGCUGGUACGGCUGUCCCAGACACUGAGCCUGGUGCCCCGGCUGCAUUGGCUGCUGGUGGAGGAUGCUGAGAGUCCCACCCCGCUGGUCUCAGGGCUGCUGGCUGCCUCUGGCCUCCUCUUCACACACCUGGUGGUCCUCACACCCAAAGCGCAGCGGCUUAGGGAGGGCGAGCCUGGCUGGGUUCAUCCCCGUGGUGUUGAGCAGCGGAACAAAGCCCUGGACUGGCUCCGGGGCAGAGGAGGUGCUGUGGGUGGGGAGAAGGACCCACCACCACCAGGGACCCAAGGAGUCGUGUACUUUGCUGAUGAUGACAACACCUACAGCCGGGAGCUGUUUGAGGAGAUGCGCUGGACCCGUGGUGUCUCAGUGUGGCCUGUGGGGCUGGUGGGCGGCCUGCGAUUUGAGGGCCCUCAGGUACGGGACGGCCGGGUAGUAGGCUUCCACACAGCGUGGGAGCCCAACAGGCCCUUCCCUGUGGAUAUGGCUGGAUUUGCUGUGGCCCUGCCCUUGCUGUUAGCUAAGCCCAAUGCCCAGUUUGAUUCCACUGCUCCCCGGGGCCACCUGGAGAGCAGUCUUCUGAGCCACCUUGUGGAUCCCAAGGACCUGGAGCCACGGGCUGCCAACUGCACUCGGGUACUAGUGUGGCAUACACGGACAGAGAAGCCCAAGAUGAAGCAAGAGGAGCAGCUGCAGCGGCAGGGCCGGGGCUCAGACCCAGCAAUUGAGGUGUGAUGGCGGCCCCACCCCAACUACCACCUCUUUUCAGGCACAGACCUUGUGGGACUGUGCCCCAGGCCUGCCCAGGAUGUGGUUUUCCAAGUCCUGAUCCCUUGGAGCCAGAAGUGGCCCCUCUGCCCCUCUAGGCCCAGGGCAUGGUCCUGCUGCUUCACCCCUCCCCCAGCCUGCCAUGUGGCACUGCCCACAGGCUGGGGACAAGCAGCCCUUGUAUUGAGCCAGGUUGGCCUUGUCUAGGGUGGAACAAAAGGACCCAGGAGGGAGGGCAGCUGACUAACUGGGUAACUUAUUGGGGCUGGGCAUGCACUAGGGGGCUGGAGGAGCUGGGCUGGACCCUCCCCACCUGAGCAUGCUGACCCCUUUCCUACCUCCAGAAUAAAGAAUCUCAACCUGGA